Penicillium maclennaniae is the source of this 300-nucleotide messenger RNA. RefSeq lists its product as uncharacterized. Gene Ontology annotation, cellular component: Mon1-Ccz1 complex; intracellular membrane-bounded organelle. The record is from RefSeq and is a predicted model, not a curated record. The transcript has a single exon. Lineage: Eukaryota; Fungi; Ascomycota; Eurotiomycetes; Eurotiales; Aspergillaceae. Gene Ontology annotation, biological process: vesicle-mediated transport. Bases 1 to 300 code for a protein of 99 amino acids.
AUGCCUGAAAACAGUCAUGAUAGCGUGAUUCCUGCGCAGCUCUCCUUCCUCGCCGUUUACAACCCGACCCUCGGUCCCACCGAUGAGACGGUGGAAGACCAGAUCGUUUUCCACACCUCGAAGGCGGACCACCAACGUACAGAGGACUCUCAGACGAAGGAGGGCGAUGGCAAAAUAUCCGAGAGUGGCAGGAAUGAGAAGUUGCGUCAGAUCGGCCUAGCGCAGGGCAUGGUGAGCUUUGCUAGGUGGGAGCCACUCCAAGGCGUGGGCCCGGAUUCAGCUCAUGUGGUCUUCAAUUAG